AUGAGUGGUACAGAAGGCAUUUCAUCCGGCGACCCAAGUUGCUCGGCGACGGUCCCUCCUGCAGGAGUGUCAAAUGAGGCAACAGAGUCUCCUGAGCCCUCGUACACCACACGAUCUACUGUCCCCGUGGAUUUGGCAUCCGCCCCGCCUUCUGACCCUGCAGAAGAGCCAACACUCCUCAAACCCUUCAAUAAUCCCGCGGAGGGUGAAGCAGCCAGCAAUCAGACCGAAGCGGCGACAGCCAAUCACUCUCAUAUGGAAUCUUUACUUAGUCCAUCUGCGCCGAAUACAAGUCAUUCACCAACGACGAGUGGGGCUGCCGAUUCGCAGGCACAUACGAUUGUAGCUCUCGCCUCGUCGGACAAUUAUCACACAAGAGCUGCAUCGCCCGUUGAAGCCGGUCUUCCUGCUCCUGCUGCUCAUCCCAGCUUGACUCAACCCUCUGGCUCACUUCCAACUGCUGAUACAGCAGUACGCAGCUCUGCAAUCGACCACCAGGUAUCAGAUACUUCUCGGGACGUCAAUAUGGCUGAAGCACCUCCACCUGCGGCUGCAACUGUGACCGAACCCGGCCAAAACGCGUCAGCUCCUACCAGAGAUGCAAGCGGCGGAGCUGCUGCCGCUGCCGCUGCUGCUCCUGCCACUACUGCUCCUGCCGCUGCUGCGCCGAAUGCAAGCCCUAUACCGACUGCAGCAAACGAUUCGGACUCUGCCACUGCGGGUAAUCGACCAGGCGUCAGAGUUGGAGCUCGUCGAUCUGGUCCGCGGGGCAUAAAUCUACAUGUUCACUGGGACGACGAGGCAGGCUCUUCCGGACAGCCUCCCAACCAGCCCCCGAACCCUCCGCCUGCCGCACAUGCUGCAGCCCCGGAGCCAGAUCCGCACGACCCUCGUAAUCCUGCUGCUAGACCUCUAAACCCUGGCCGUUAUGUGCCAGCCCAGAACGUCAACCAUGGCAUCCCGGUUACGGUGCUUCAUCACCCACAGCCGACUUCUUUCGUCACCCCGCAGCCACUCCAUUUCGCUGUGCAGAACCCGAUAGCCCCUUGCGCCUAUCCAAACACAGCCGCUUCCAUCAACCAGCAGCCCGCAGUAGUCGUUAUGGGCCAACAGCCGACUGCCGCAGCUGUUGGAACCCCCAGUUUCCCAUGGGCAAGCCCGCACCCGAUGGUGACCGCCGCCUCGCAGAACUAUCUGGUUAUGAACCCUCCUGUUGUAUCCCCAGCGGUUCAGGCCCCGCCCAUCGGAACGAGCUCAUGGUGCUACCCUAACUGGCGCCAGUCGCCUUUCCAUAAUGGCACUGGGCACUGGAGAACCAACCCUCCGAUCAUUGUGGGCAACCAGGGUUCUCGGCCCGUAGUGAUUCCCACCCAGAGCCACCACGUGUUCUACUACUCGUAG
This is a messenger RNA of Neoarthrinium moseri, 1401 nucleotides long. RefSeq lists its product as uncharacterized. The transcript is spliced from 3 exons. NCBI's taxonomy places the organism in Eukaryota, Fungi, Ascomycota, Sordariomycetes, Amphisphaeriales, Apiosporaceae. The record is from RefSeq and is a predicted model, not a curated record. The coding region runs from base 1 to 1401 and encodes 466 amino acids.